Molecule: messenger RNA, 2493 nt
Organism: Clavispora lusitaniae ATCC 42720
Lineage: Eukaryota; Fungi; Ascomycota; Pichiomycetes; Serinales; Metschnikowiaceae
Gene: EFT2
Product: elongation factor 2
Biological process (GO): translational elongation
Cellular component (GO): ribonucleoprotein complex; cytosol
Molecular function (GO): GTPase activity; ribosome binding; GTP binding
Source: RefSeq, a predicted model, not a curated record
AUGGACAAAGUUACCAAUGUGCGUAACAUUUCCGUCAUUGCCCACGUCGAUCACGGUAAGUCCACUUUGACCGAUUCUUUGGUCCAAAAGGCUGGUAUUAUCUCUGCCAAGGCCGCUGGUGACGCCAGAUUCAUGGACACCAGAAAGGAUGAGCAAGAAAGAGGUAUUACCAUCAAGUCCACCGCCAUUUCUUUGUACGCUGGUAUGGAGGACGACGAUGUCAAGGAGAUCCCUCAAAAGACCGACGGUAACUCUUUCUUGAUUAACUUGAUUGACUCGCCAGGUCACGUUGACUUCUCUUCUGAAGUCACUGCUGCUUUGCGUGUUACCGAUGGUGCUUUGGUUGUCGUCGACUGUGUUGAAGGUGUCUGUGUCCAAACCGAAACCGUCUUGAGACAAGCUUUGGCUGAAAGAAUUAAGCCAGUUGUCAUCAUUAACAAGGUUGACAGAGCUUUGUUGGAAUUGCAAGUCACCAAGGAGGACUUGUACCAAUCCUUCUCUAGAACUGUUGAGUCCGUCAACGUUAUCAUCUCCACCUACUCUGAAAAGACUCUUGGUGACGUCCAAGUCUUCCCAGAAAGAGGUACCGUUGCUUUCGGUUCCGGUUUGCACGGUUGGGCUUUCACCGUCAGACAAUUCGCCACCAGAUACUCCAAGAAGUUCGGUGUCGACAGACAAAAGAUGAUGGAGAGAUUGUGGGGUGACUCUUACUUCAACCCUAAGACCAAGAAGUGGACCAACAAGGACAAGGACGCUGAUGGAAAGCCAUUGGAGAGAGCUUUCAACAUGUUCGUUUUGGACCCAAUCUUUAGAUUGUUCUCUUCUAUCAUGAACUUCAAGAAGGACGAGAUCCCAACCUUGUUGCAAAAGUUGGAGAUCAACUUGAAGGGUGACGAGAAGGACUUGGAAGGUAAGGCCUUGUUGAAGGUUGUCAUGAGAAAGUUCUUGCCAGCUGCCGACGCCAUGUUGGAGAUGAUUGUCUUGCACUUGCCAUCCCCAGUUACCGCUCAAGCUUACAGAGCCGAGACCUUGUACGAAGGUCCAGCUGACGACGAGCACUGCCAAGCCAUCAGAAACUGUGACCCUAAGGCUGACUUGAUGUUGUACGUCUCCAAGAUGGUUCCAACCUCCGACAAGGGUAGAUUCUACGCUUUUGGUAGAGUUUUCGCUGGUACUGUCAAGUCCGGUCAAAAGGUUAGAAUCCAAGGUCCAAACUACCAGGUUGGUAAGAAGGAGGACUUGUUCUUGAAGUCCAUCCAAAGAACCGUUUUGAUGAUGGGAAGAGCCGUCGAACAAAUUGACGACUGUCCAGCUGGUAACAUUAUCGGUUUGGUUGGUAUUGACCAGUUCUUGUUGAAGUCUGGUACCAUCACCACCUCUGAGACCGCCCACAACUUGAAGGUCAUGAAGUUCUCUGUCUCUCCAGUUGUCCAGGUUGCCGUUGAGGUUAAGAACGCUAACGACUUGCCAAAGUUGGUCGAAGGUUUGAAGAGAUUGUCCAAGUCCGACCCAUGUGUCUUGACCAGUAUUAACGAGUCUGGUGAGCACGUUGUCGCUGCCACCGGUGAAUUGCACUUGGAAAUUUGCUUGAACGAUUUGCAAAACGACCACGCUGGUAUUCCAUUGAAGAUCUCUCCACCUGUGGUUUCUUACAGAGAAACCGUCCAGGCCGAGUCCUCCAUGGUUGCCUUGUCCAAGUCUCCAAACAAGCAUAACAGAAUCUACGUCAAGGCUCAACCUUUGGACGAGGAGGUUUCCUUGGACAUUGAGGGUGGUGUUAUCAACCCAAGAGAUGACUUCAAGGCCAGAGCUAGAAUUUUGGCUGACAAGCACGGUUGGGACGUUGCUGACGCCAGAAAGAUUUGGUGUUUCGGUCCAGACGGUAACGGUCCUAACCUUGUUGUUGACCAGACCAAGGCUGUUCAAUACUUGAACGAAAUCAAGGACUCUGUUGUCGCUGCUUUCCAAUGGGCUACCAAGGAAGGUCCAAUCUUUGGUGAGAACGUCAGAUCCGUCAGAGUUAACAUCUUGGAUGUUACUUUGCACGCUGAUGCUAUCCACAGAGGUGGUGGACAAAUCAUCCCAACCAUGAGAAGAGUUACCUACGCUUCCAUGUUGUUGGCUGAGCCAGCUAUCCAAGAACCAGUCUUCUUGGUUGAAAUCCAAUGUCCAGAAAACGCCAUUGGUGGUAUCUACUCUGUCUUGAACAAGAAGAGAGGUCAAGUUGUUUCUGAAGAACAAAGACCAGGUACCCCAUUGUUCACCAUCAAGGCUUACUUGCCAGUUAACGAAUCCUUCGGUUUCUCUGGUGAAUUGAGACAAGCCACUGGUGGUCAAGCUUUCCCACAAUUGAUCUUCGACCACUGGGCCGUCUUGAGCGGUGACCCAACCGACCCAACCACCAAGCCAGGUGCCAUUGUCAAGGCCAAGAGAGAGCGUACUGGUCAAAAGCCAGAAGUUCCAGGCUACGAAGAAUACUACGACAAGUUGUAA